Messenger RNA from Achroia grisella, 1570 nucleotides. Its product is annotated as nucleoside diphosphate kinase homolog 5-like. Gene Ontology annotation, biological process: negative regulation of oxidative stress-induced intrinsic apoptotic signaling pathway. The coding region runs from base 80 to 787 and encodes 235 amino acids. Lineage: Eukaryota; Metazoa; Arthropoda; Insecta; Lepidoptera; Pyralidae. The transcript is spliced from 4 exons. The record is from RefSeq and is a predicted model, not a curated record.
UCAAACAAACAUCAGUACAAAUAUAUAAACAUAAUAGGUAUUAGUAGAUACAUUUUGUAUAUUAGUAAAUGAAAUUAAAAUGUCUGUUGCGUCGUCAGAUUCUGAAGCUGAAUAUCACGCUUACUCUGAACGGACAUUGGCAGUGAUCAAACCAGAGGCUUUCGAAGACGCUGAAGCUAUUGAGAAUCACAUACGAGCUAAUGGAUUCACUAUACUAGCGAAACGGCAAGUUCACCUAACUCCGGAGCAGGCCGCGGAACUUUACAGAGGUCACUACGGUCGCCAUCACUUCCCACACUUGGUGGCUCACAUGUCGAGCGGACCUAUCGUAGCGUUAGUGCUUGCAACCAAAAAUUGUAUACAAAAAUGGCGCAACCUGAUGGGACCAGCCAGAGUGAUUGAAGCACAAGCGUAUUGGCCCGACAGUCUACGGGCAUGCUACGGGCGCCGCACUAAGUACGGAGACUACUUUAAUGGUUUGCAUGGAAGUGAAAACCAUGCUGAGGCGUUGCGGGAGAUACACUUCUUUUUUCCCACAAUGGUGAUGGGACCAGUACUUCGUCAGUGGCAAGUUAAUGACUAUAUUCAAAAGCAUAUAACGAGGACACUAUUGCCGGCGUUGACAAACCUUGCUCAUGAAUGUCCGGCGGAGCCAAUACUUUGGUUAGCCGAGUACUUACAGAGACACAACCCUAACGAGCCAGAGUUGGCGCCACAGCCAUCUGAUCAUCGGGAAGACAGACGUUGUCACACUCCGCUGGCUUCCGACGAGUCCCUAACAAAAUAAUAUUAGAUUCCAGAACACAGAACAGAGAACAAAAUUACAUCUCUAUUCUAUAUUUUAAAAUCUUACUAAUACCUAGGUACCUAUUAUAAACGCGAAAGUUUGUGAAUAUAGAUUAAUGGACGUUUGUUACUCUUUCACGCAAAACUACUGAAUGGACUUUAAUGAAAGCUGCAUCAGAAUAACACGCGAUUAAAGCCGCGGGAACAGCUAGUAUAUAAUAGUCAUAAAACAAAGUAAUUGGUAUUAUUUAUGAUUUUCAUAAUUGUUUUAUUUUUAUCAUUGUCAUUUCAGUUAGGUUUCUAUUGAGCCAUGAUGAACAUAGCUUACGAUUAUAUCUAUGCUGAAUAUUUUCAGUACCUACAGAGGUAGGUAGUGCAGGGCAGAAAUGGUACUGGAUAUGUAGGUAUAAAUAAACAUGGUGUUUGCUGAAACUUGCAAUGCAAAUACUACUAGACUAGGAACUUUACAUAGUUUGCACUUAAUGUAGUGAUUACUUGCACUGUAGUGUCUACACACUGAGCAAGUAGUGAUUCUACGCGCGACAAUAUUUUAAAAUUUUUGGCGCCAAAUAUUCUUCUUAUUCUAGAAUUGGUCAAAGCAAAACAUCAGUCAUUUUAAUUAUAGAUUAAAAAAUAAUAUUUGGCGCCCAAUGAGUUUGUUGGUGUGGUACCUAUACGCAAUGAAUGCAUAUUCUGGAAAAUUCAUUUAUGUCUGUGUUUAAUGCUAAUUAUUGAAUAUAGUAAUGAGUUCGGUGAGUGAUUCGGCAUACCUUUAGCCACGGGA